UUUAACAAUUUUAUCCCUGGUCACACUGGCCCCAAAUCAAUAAGCAAAUAGACAAAUUAUUUAGAAAUAAAUUUUUGGAUUAAAAAUGCCAAAGAAAAUGGGAAUCAACUCGAAGGCGGUGGAGGCCCGCGAGCGCAAGGAAGCCACGAAGAAGGCCACGCAGGACAAAAAGGCCAAGGAGGCGGAGGACCGCCUGUGGCACGACGACGACAAGAAUCUUGCCAAGAAGCAACAGCGCAAGGAUGAGGAGGAGCGCAAAAAAGCGGAUGCCGCCAAGCGGAAGGCCGAGGCUAAGGCUCUGCUCGACCAAGAGAUGAGCUCCAUCAACACGCAGCGCAAGCAGCCGCUGGCCAAGAUCAACCGCCAGCAGAUUCUCGAGGAGAUGGAGAAGAAGCAGCGCGUUAUCGAGGCGAUCAACGAGGCUAACAAGCCGGCUGCCACGCGUGUAGUUGUCCAGAACAACGUCGUAGAGGAGAACCUGAAUCGCUCCAUGGCCGACACCGAUGUGGCCACCAACAUUGACGAGGCUCUGGUAGUGCUGAGUGUAAACGACAACGAAGACGACAAGCAUCCGGAAAAGCGAAUGCGAGCUGCCUACAAGACCUUCGAAGCCAACAAUCUGCCCCGCAUCAAAGCCGAGAAUCCCUCGCUCCGCAUGUCCCAGUGGAAGCAGCUGCUAAUGAAGGAGUGGAACAAGUCUCCUGACAAUCCCUUCAACCAAGCGCGCUAAGCGACAACGGACUCUGGAUUUCCAUCGCCCCCAUCGACGAGUGUGCGUACUCUAGUGACUGUUUGCUGCCUAGCAGCAAAGACAACAAUGACUUUGAACUCUACGCAGAAUUUUAGUUUAUACCGAAAGUUGUGUGCAGAAUAAAUUAUUUAUUUAUUUAGGCCCAUUUAAAAA
This is a messenger RNA of Drosophila kikkawai, 904 nucleotides long. Its product is annotated as coiled-coil domain-containing protein 124. The record is from RefSeq and is a predicted model, not a curated record. Gene Ontology annotation, cellular component: nucleus. Gene Ontology annotation, molecular function: transcription coactivator activity. Gene Ontology annotation, biological process: transcription by RNA polymerase II. Lineage: Eukaryota; Metazoa; Arthropoda; Insecta; Diptera; Drosophilidae.